Messenger RNA from Lemur catta (Ring-tailed lemur), 1720 nucleotides. It is a transcript of the gene ANXA4, whose product is annotated as annexin A4. Gene Ontology annotation, cellular component: cytoplasm. The coding region runs from base 495 to 1460 and encodes 321 amino acids. The transcript has 13 exons. NCBI's taxonomy places the organism in Eukaryota, Metazoa, Chordata, Mammalia, Primates, Lemuridae. The record is from RefSeq and is a predicted model, not a curated record. Gene Ontology annotation, molecular function: calcium ion binding; calcium-dependent phospholipid binding.
GCGCUUGGCCCUCGGAGGGUGUGGGGGCUCCCGGGCUCCCGAGACGCGGAGAAUGCGACUGCUCCCACUCUGCGGGGGUCGGAGCGGGGCUGGCCGCGCCCGGGGUGUUGUGCGAUCCGGGCAGGUGGGCGAGGCUGGGGACCCAGCGGGACCGGCCACCGCCUAGGGCGCGGGGACGUGCCAGGUGCAACCCCAGCGGGGGGUGGGGAGACGAGGCCGGCCCCUCCCCGGGCACCUGCCGCGGCGGGCCGGACCCUGGGCCCCAGGUGCGCUUUGCUCCCUGAGGGAUUUUCCGGUCCCGUGGGCAACGGGACAACCAGGAACUCAGGCUCAGUCUCCACCCCGAAGUGGGGCGGAUCCGCCCAGGAUAAGACCCGCUGUCCGGCCCGAUCAGAGUGUGACCUCCGCGGUCGCAGGGGACGAGCGCAGCCCCGUCUCGGCACGAGAGAGGAGCAUCUGCUGGGGUGACUGAACUCGGAUCUUGACACGGAGUCAUGGCCAUGGCAAGCAAAGGAGGUACCGUCAAAGCUGCCUCAGGAUUCAAUGCUGCCGAAGACGCCCAGAGCCUGAGGAAGGCCAUGAAAGGGUUUGGCACUGAUGAAGAUGCCAUUAUUGGAGUCCUUGCCUACCGCAAUACCGCCCAGCGCCAAGAAAUCAGGACGGCCUACAAGACCACCAUUGGCAGGGACCUGAUGGACGACCUGAAGUCAGAACUGAGUGGCAACUUCGAGCAGACGAUAGUGGCGCUGAUGACGCCCACGGUGCUGUACGACGUGCAGGAGCUGCACAGGGCCAUGAAGGGAGCCGGCACAGAUGAGGGCUGCCUGAUCGAGAUCCUGGCCUCUCGGACCCCUGAGGAGAUCCGGCGCAUAAACCAGCUCUACCAGCAGCAAUAUGGACGGAGCCUUGAAGAUGACAUUUGCUCUGACACGUCGUUCAUGUUCCAGCGAGUGCUGGUGUCUCUGUCAGCUGGUGGUAGGGAUGAAGGAAAUUAUCUGGAUGAUGCUCUCAUGAGGCAGGAUGCCCAGGACCUGUAUGAGGCUGGAGAGAAGAAAUGGGGGACAGAUGAGGUGAAAUUUCUAACUGUUCUCUGUUCCCGGAAUCGAAAUCAUCUGUUGCAUGUGUUUGAUGAAUACAAAAGGAUAUCACAGAAGGAUAUUGAACAGAGUAUUAAAUCUGAAACAUCUGGGAACUUUGAAGAUGCUCUGCUGGCUAUAGUUAAGUGUAUGAGGAACAAACCUGCGUAUUUUGCUGAAAGGCUUUAUAAAUCAAUGAAGGGCUUGGGCACGGAUGAUAACACCCUCAUCCGAGUGAUGGUUUCUCGAGCAGAGAUUGACAUGAUGGACAUCCGGGCACACUUCAAGAGGCUCUAUGGAAAGUCUCUGCACUCUUUCAUCAAGGGCGACACAUCGGGAGACUACAGGAAGGUACUGCUAGUUCUCUGUGGAGGAGAUGAUUAAAAUAAAAUCCCAGAAGGAUAGGAGGAUUCGCAACACUUUGAAUUUUUUUUAACUUCAUUUUUCUACACUGCUAUUAGCAUUAUCUCAGAAUGCUUAUUUCCAAUUAAAACGCCUACAGUUGCCUCCUUGGUUAUAGACUGUAUUAUUAUUCAUCUAUAAUUAGUUAUUAUGAUGCUUUAAAGUUGUACUUGCAUUUCAAAGCUUAUAAGACCUACAUGGAGAUUUAAAAUUAGAAAUAAAAAUAUACUCCAUGUUUUUAA